Messenger RNA from Cherax quadricarinatus, 3940 nucleotides. Lineage: Eukaryota; Metazoa; Arthropoda; Malacostraca; Decapoda; Parastacidae. The record is from RefSeq and is a predicted model, not a curated record.
AAUUCACAGAGACUCCUCCUUAUUAAUGUGAUACACCUAUUAAAGGCCUCAGCUCGAAUAGAAGAAGCAUAUAUAAUAUUUCUAUGUAUCUGAGGGAUAUAUUGGGAAUAUAAGUGGGAGGAGAAGUGUGUUGUUUUGGCGGCUUUGGAUGAUUCCAUAGAGAUUCUAGAGGAGGUUCAUGUUGUAGAACCACUAAGUGGAAGGCCAAGUAUUGAGGUGCUUUAUGAUGGCGAGGUACAGCAGGUUCUCCAAACCCAGACACAGGAAAUGGCUCUGCCACAGCAGCAGCCCUCUCGUCUUCCACUUCGUCAGCAGCCGUUACGACCUCAACGGCAGCGCCGACCCGUACAGCAGUAUCACCAGCAGCAACAAGAGCAGGAGCAACAAGCAGCUCAGCAACGGCUACAGCGACAGCAGCAGCGUCAACAACAACAAAAGCAGCAACAGCAGCAAAGAGCACAACAGCGACAGGCACAACAGCAACAGCAGAAACAGCAAGCUCAACAGAGGGGGGUCAAACGGAAAUCAAGUGAAGUCCAUGUGGUGGGUGAAGUGAAAGUGCAGAAGACAGGACGAGGAGAAGUUGGAGGAGCUGGAACAUUGAAGUACCGUAAAAGGAUACCUGAUAAUGAUGUAGAGAUUCUUUUUGAAUGGGAUCCAGCAAAGGUCAUUGCUGAGCGACAAAAUGUUGAUGAGUGGGUGGCACGUAAUGUAAUCACUAUGUUCGACCAAGAAAACACUCUACCUUUCAUAGCACGCUACCGUAAGGAGAAAACUGGAAACAUGGAGGUGGAAAAACUUCGUGAAAUCCAGAAUUCCUACUCACAGUUAAAACAUGUGCAGGAGCGUGUGGUAAAAAUUCUAAAGGGAGAUCGGAAGCGCCUCCCAGAGGACCGCAAAGCCUCGCUGCUUCGUGCGACGACUAUGCAUGAAGUGGAACACUUGACUGCAGCUUAUAAGGGUAGUGGAAAACGCACAUAUGCUGAAAGGGCAAGAGAACUUGGGCUGGAACCUGCAGCUUUGGAAGUCAUGCAAGGAACACACAACAAGUUUGCUAAUCGGCAAGAGCUGUACUCCCUCAUGGACCCCAACCGAGAAGGAUUGCGCACCAUAGAAGAAGUUGAACAGGGUCUGCAGCAUAUCAUUGCUGAUGUUAUAAGUAAAGAUCCACAGGUUUUAGAUUGUGUCCGUCAGCUCAUGAAAAUGUGCAAGCCAAUGCUGGAAUGCAGUAAAGCUCGUAAGCAGCAAAAGAGAGACCAGGGCAAGAUGGUGAGCAAGGGACCAGGUCCAAGUGAUGAUCUAUGUGCUAAAUAUGAGAACUACUUUGAUUUCAAGUGUCCAGCAUGGUACACUAAGCCUCAUGCAAUGUUGGCUAUGAAUCGUGGUGAUCAUCAGGGAGUUCUUUCUGUAAAAAUUGUAAUCCCAGACAACACAUAUGUCCACUUCUUCAACUUCUGCCAACAACAGUGGUUGGGGCUAGCUCCUCCCAACUAUUACCGCACACAGUUGGUGAUGAUGAGCACAGAAGACAGUUGGGAAAGACUUGUCAAACCGUUCAUGCAGAGGCAGAUUCGCAGUGAGUUGACAGAGAUGGCAGAGAUUGCUUCAGUUGAAGUGUUUGCUGCGAACCUGAGGAAGCUACUCCUUACUCCGCCAGUAAGAGGAAAAACCAUACUUGCCAUUGACCCAGGAUUUGCAAAUGGCUGCAAAAUAGGUGUAACAAAUUCAACUGGGGAGCAGCUGCUAACAACCACAAUUUAUCCAUUCCGUGGGAACCAACACAUGCAGACAGAUGACUGGAGUAAAGACCACAAUGCCAGAACACUCAGGGAAAUUGUCCAUAAAUAUGGGUGUGAGUUGUUUGCUGUGGGUAAUGGAACGGGUUGCAGGGAGACGGAGACUUACUUAACUAGAUUAAUAGCCCAAAAGUGCUUUGAUCCCUACAAUGUUCAAUACACUAUUAUUAAUGAAACUGGUGCAUCACAGUACUCCUGCUCUCCUGAAGCUAGAUCAGAAUUUCCUGGUCUUGAUCCAAACCUCAUCAGUGCUUUGUCGUUGGCACGACGAUUACAGGAUCCUCUCUUAGAGUACAUUAAGGUCCAUCCCAUGCAUAUGGGGGUUGGCAUGUACCAGCAUGACAUUCCUGAGCGUAUCCUACAUGCCUCCUUAGACUCUGUCAUGACAGAAUGUGUGUCCUUUGUGGGGGUUGAUAUUAAUUCAGCAUCAGAAUUUGUCUUGAGGAAACUCUCAGGUUUGAAUAAAGCUAGAGCUGCAAACAUUAUAGAAUAUAGGAAAACCAAAGGUCCAUUCAUCAACCGGGAACAGCUGAAGUCUGUGAAGGGUAUUGGACCACGGACUUUUGAGCAGUGUGCUGGUUUUAUUAGAAUUUUGCCAGAGACCCUUGAAAUUGAGAUUAAGAGAACACCACAAGGUAAGAAAAGAGCAGAAAAAGAAGCCAUAAACCCAUUUGAUAGAACUAUGAUCCAUCCUGAGUCCUACGAGUGUGGAUUAAAAUUUACAAGCAUAGUUGGUGUACGCCCACAAGACAUUGGGUCGGAGCAUUUCAUCAGAACUGUUCGACACUUCAUGCAAACAACAAAUUUGGAGACAACUAGUGAACAGUGUGGGACAUCUGUACCAACUAUGCAGCUCAUUGUGGAGGGUCUGGCGCAGCCUCUCGACUAUGAUAUCCGAGCCCAGUUUGAGAAACCUUUGUUCAGAAAAGGCAUCACUUCCAUAGACGAUAUUAGCUUGGGCACAAAACUAACAGGUUCGGUGAGAAAUGUGACACACUUUGGAGCAUUUGUUGAUGUUGGACUUGGCAAUGAUGGACUUGUUCACACAUCUAAAAUGGGUGGUAUGAGAUUAGAACUUGGAAACAUAGUGGAAGUUACAGUUAUUUCUAUUGACAAGGAGCGUGGUCGAAUUAGUCUUAUGUUAGAGCGAGUGAUUGGUUAAAUAAUAACACAGUAUGAACAAAUUAAUAUGAUGUGUGCUAGACUGAGUGCUUGGUUAAAUAUUUUGUAAAGGAAUGUGGAAAAAGUAGUCUGAUGUUAGAGUGAGUAAUUGGUUUAACCCUUCUUCAUAAAGUAUUUUCUUCAAGCUCAUUAUCUUUAACUAAUGAUGCUCUGUGGAAAAUGAAUGUCCCUUUGGAGUUCAUUACUCUAAGUAAUAAUAAGACGAAGAGGGAGAUAUCAUGUGAGACUUAGCCUGUCCCCUUCAUGAGUGUGAGCCAGCAACUUCAUCAGUCUUCUACUGAGUAUUAAUAUGAUAAUAUGAUCCUAACCAGUACUUUACUUUGGAUUGUGAUAGGCUCUGCUGUUGCCCCAGAUCACUAUUUUAUGUGAAUGCCAAUAUCAUCUUGGGUGCUCAGUGGUUGUUGCAGGUAUCAGGAUUACCACUGAACCAAUGAGUAUAAAACCAGUCUAGACUUGCUUUAAUAUUCAUUUGUGUAGUGGUAACAUGACUGCUACAGUGAGUUGAGUCCUACACAUUCUCUGACUCAUGUUGUUGCAUUCGUGAUUAUGUAAAAUUUUAAUUUUUGGUGACAGGAAUUUAGUGUUAUAUGAACAAAUUUUACCUUGAAAAUGAGUUGACAAAAGAAUUUCUGUAAAAAAAAAAAAAAGGAAUUUUGGACAACAGUGGGGUUGACCACAUCCAGAAACUAAAAUGGGUGAGUUUGUUGAUUUCAUAAGUUGCCUUUUGUUGAAGGGAAGUUCUUGAGAUAAAGAUGUUUGGGUUACAGAUAGAUCAGUUAUUGCUCUAGCUAAUGAAUUCUGUGGGGUGUGCAUGUGAUAUAAAAGUGAAAAUGAAAGAUGCGUAGAGAAUGUAUACACAACUUGACUUACUGGAGUUUAUAAAAAAAAAUUGUUUCUCUAGAGAAAUGAUGGAAAGAACUCUUGCUUAUUUUUGGGAAAAAAAUAAACUAUUUAACAGCUAA